AAUUCUAACACAACCGUUCUGUACUUCAACUUUUUCCUCAUCUUUCUGAGGUUCCUGCUCCACGUUGUCGGACUCAGCCUUUAUUUUUCCACACAUUCCUUUCUUGUUGGCUAAAUUUGUUCUACCCCUUUGUUUAUAGACCGCCUCCGAGGUGAGCAACUUGGGUUUGACGUCAUUACUGGAUUACUCUUUGAUUAUUCCUUCCCCCACAGCUCUGUUUGCCUCUGACGCUGCAGUUAGAACUGGGUCAGCUCAGCAUUAGGUGGCGAUGAAAGCUGCAGUCUAGAUGCUGGAUCAGUAAUUAGGUUGUCCAGGUCUGCCUGUAGUGUGGAGUCAGACCGUCUCAUUCAGUCCACAGAGCUUAAGAAAAAAAAAAGCUCCCCGACCAAAUAACAUGGCAGAGGCUCUGGAACUCGGCUCCACUGACGGCUCUCUGCCUGCAGAGUGGAAACUCUCCAGUCGACGCAGUAGGAAAUCUGGGUAUUCCAACAUCUUCUCAGGGGUGAACCUACAUCAGCUGCACAAGCUGUUCAGAACAGCGGGGGACAGAAAUGCGGAGCAUCGGGCGAAGCUGGUGUGGCAGGACAUUGAAGCCAAUCUGGAAGGCGCAGAGGAAGAAAAGCUGAAUGACGAGGAGCAGAGAGAAGAUGAAGUGGGCCUGGCCCAGGCCUUGGUGGGACUGAGAGUUCGAGCCAGGAAUAAGGCUGGAAUAAGAGUGGAUGGACACAGCGAACACAAGUGGGUCAGAACAUCAGGGUAUCUCAGGGUUCAGGAGCCAGUAGCUGUCUACAAUGUAGAAGAUAACGAUGAUCAGACAGAAAGUCUGGAGAAAUUAAAAUUGCCAGCUGAGGAAGACCUUACAGGGAAUCAAAACCCCUUCAAGCCAUCAUCGUGGAGGUUGGGCAUUAGGAUGGAGGGUGCCAGAGACUCUGAGCGCUACCUUCACCGCAUCCUCCACUGAAAACUAUGCCCACUUGUGCAAGAAGGAAGGACAGUGAUAAAUUAAAACACUGCUUUUGCAUUGAAGGGCGUGCUUUAUGUUGUUUUCAUCAACCAGCACAUUCAAGUGUUUUGGGAUAAUUUCUACCUGGAAAAAGAGUAAAUAUAAACCCUCUGCAGUGUUGGUGUAUCUGCUAACAAAAACAGGUUAUAGAUGCACCAUCAGGUCAACCUGUGUGUUUAACAGAGCUGGUUGUGUGAAGUGACAACAGUAACACAUAACUGUAUAAAGCUGAAAACGGAAUUUAUUUUGAUUAAAUGCGUUAUUUACUAAUAAUGCUUAUUUUUUCAAACAAUGAGCUUCUAAAGAUGUAAAAUGUCUUU
Molecule: messenger RNA, 1323 nt
Organism: Fundulus heteroclitus (mummichog)
Lineage: Eukaryota; Metazoa; Chordata; Actinopteri; Cyprinodontiformes; Fundulidae
Gene: avpi1
Product: arginine vasopressin induced 1
Exons: 3
Coding region: 395-961 (188 amino acids)
Source: RefSeq, a predicted model, not a curated record